AUGGCUCCACUGGCAGUCCCCGGCCUGACGGGCCGUCGGGCUGAACGGAGAACCCCUGUGGGCCGGCUCCUAUCCCGCACUGGGCCGACUGGGGGCGGGGCAGACGCAACCACGCCUCCUUCCGUGAGCCGGGGGCGGUCCCAGGUGAAGAGGGAGAGCGGCGGCUCAGGUGCCCGCCCUCCGCGCCUGCGCCGUGUGCGCCCCGCCCCGCCCCGCCCCGCCAGGUGCGCUCCACCCCCAGCCUGGCCGCCGCCGCCGCGGACUUGCCCGCGAUCGCCAUUCGCCGUAGCGACCCCCGGGCGUUUGGCCGUGUGGAGUCCGAAGUCCCGGGACCGUCGGCGAGCGCCGGGGCGUGUUGGGAACCGACUGAGGCGACGUACGCGCCAAAACCCUGAAAAAGGGGGCUUGCUGGGGUCCGCGCGCCUCGCGGUCCGCCGAUCGCCCCCUCCCCUCCCACGCACGCAGCCGCCCCUGAGCUCGCGGGCCUCCAGCGCGGCCGUGGGCUCCCCCACGCCUGCCCGGGACACCCUAACGGCCGGUGGCUCGAGGCCAGGCUCGCGGCGCGGGCGGCAGGUCAUGGCGCAGCAGUGUGGGCCGCGGCGGGGCCGGGCGCUCCUCGCCCUGUUAGCUUCGCUGCUGCUCUCCGGGGCCGAGGCGGCCGGCAGAGACCUAGACGUCCACGAGUCUUGUGGAGUUUCGAAGGUAGUGGGGAAAUGCCGGGCUUCCAUCCCCAGGUGGUGGUACAAUGUCACUGCUGGGUCCUGCCAGCCGUUUGUGUAUGGAGGCUGUGAAGGAAAUGGCAAUAACUACCAGAGCGAGGAGGAUUGUCUUGGGAAGUGUGCUGGUGUCACUGAGAGCACCAUUGAUGGCGUGGCCAGGAACGGGAAUGGAGCCGACUCUUCUGUCCUGAGUGCUCCCAGGAAGCAGGGUGCUGAGGACCUCUCUGGAGAGAUCUUCAACUAUGAAGAAUACUGUGUCCCCAAGGCCGUCACUGGGCCUUGCCGCGCAGCCUUCCCUCGCUGGCACUACGAUACCGAGAAGGGUUCCUGUGACAGCUUCAUCUAUGGUGGGUGCCGAGGCAACAAGAACAGCUACCUCUCCAAGGAGGCCUGCAUGCAGCGUUGCUCUGGCAAACAGACGUAUCCUGUUCUGACCCCUGGGAUAAAAGCGGUGGUCCUGGUGGGGCUGUUCGUGAUGGCCCUGAUCCUCCUCCUGGGGACUUCUGUGGUCUGCCUGGUCCGUGUGGCACGCAGGAAGCAGGAGCGUGCUCUCCGCACUGUCUGGAGCACCGGGGAUGAUAAGGAACAGCUGGUGAAGAACACGUGUGUCUUGUAAAGGCCCCGAUGCUGGGAGAGCCAGGGGAGGUGCACACAUGCUCCUAUAAACAUAGUGAGGUCUUUAGCGGAGUUUGCUCUUUGUUUUCCCGUGGCAGGGAGAGCAGGCAGCCUCUUCUGGUCCUGUUUGUCUGCUUACCCCCCUGACUUCUGUCCUCUCAACAGCUCCCUUAGCCGCCACCAUUGCCUCCUUUAGCAUCACUGCAUCACUAGUAUUCCUGUUCUGGUACCUUGCUUUGUUUGAUUUAUGUGGGUUUUUUUUUUAAUAGAUAAAGGUUUUUUAAAUUGGGAUUCUGAAAGAAAAGAUGUAUGUUUAAUGAAAUGGGACUUUUAAAAUAAAAUUUACUACGUA
Messenger RNA from Phodopus roborovskii (desert hamster), 1686 nucleotides. It is a transcript of the gene Spint2, whose product is annotated as serine peptidase inhibitor, Kunitz type 2. The transcript is spliced from 9 exons. Lineage: Eukaryota; Metazoa; Chordata; Mammalia; Rodentia; Cricetidae. Gene Ontology annotation, molecular function: serine-type endopeptidase inhibitor activity. The record is from RefSeq and is a predicted model, not a curated record. Bases 1 to 1335 code for a protein of 444 amino acids.